AACAACUGGUUACGUUUUUUUCCAGUGUUACAAAAAUUCUGUUGUUUCGUCUAAGCUCAUAACUUUAAAAGAAGUAAUUCCCGAAAGAUGGCUCAACUUCUAUUAGGAAUAUUGUUGGUUCUGCUAACUGCUGGUAACGGAAAAGUAACUGAAGCUCCAAUAACAGCCAUGUUUGCUCAACAUCAGAAACGGGAACAAAGUGUUGUCGACGUGGAAGAGCUGGGUACAUUCAGCCCAGAAUAUCCUUUCAAUUACCCUCCACUAGAAAGACUUUAUAACUUACCACCACGCAGUAAAGAAGAUAUUGGCACAAUGUUCUAUUUUUUUAGUUCAAAGCACAGGAAUACUGCACAGUACAUUUCUAACAGGAAUUUCUCCUCAUGGAAUGUCAAAAGGAGUGGAUUUUACCAUCGCUGGAGGACGUAUUUUCUUAUACAUGGCUAUAAUGCAGGAUAUUCAAAAUGGCAAAGAAAAUUGAAGGAUGUACUGUUAAAUAAAACGGCAUGCAAUGUGUUUAUCGUCAACUGGUCAGAUGGCGAUGGACCUUGGUACGAAGAGGCUGUUGCAAAUAUACGAGUGGUAGGAGCUGAAGUUGGACUUUUCAUUCAACGUCUGGUGAAUGCCUCGAAUUUUAAUCCAGACUUUCUACAUAUCAUUGGCCACGGUCUUGGUGCACAUGCAGCCGGAUAUGCUGGAAAAUGGCUUCGUGAUAGACAAAAUUCUUUAAUUUAUCGAAUUACGGGUUUGGAUCCAGCAGGUCCUUUCUUCAAUGGCGUAAAAGAAAUCGUCAGACUAGACAAAGGUGACGCUAGCUUCGUUGAUGUGAUCCAUACCAAUGCGCCCGGAAACCGCUUAGAAGGUUAUGGUCUAAACGAACCUAUAGGUCAUGUUGACUUUUACCCGAAUGGAGGGGAAAAUCAGCCUGGUUGUGAAACAGCGUCACAGAAUUCACCUGAGAUAGCAGAUGAAAUUUUGAGUUACAUGAAUUUUUAUAACAUUCUUCGCAAAUUCAAAAACAUGGGAGGAAACAUAAGUGCCACAGUUGAGAAGGAUCCUCGAGAUAUAGCCUGUAGCCAUAGAAAAGCCUACGAAUAUUUCAUAGCCAGCUUGGAACAGCCAAACUGUAAAUUUAAUUCUAUGGCUUGUCACACCUGGGAAGCGUAUAAGGAGGGCGAUUGUGGGACGUGCAGUAGCUAUAAGAACACAUGCAUAAAUAUGGGAUUUUUUGCUGGAUGUGGAUCAACGAAUGGAAGAUCUUUAAAGAUCUAUCUGAAAACGGAUAACAGUUCUCCUUAUUGUUUAGAUUCAUCAAAGGAGCUCUGGGACAGACUUAAAGUUAGACAGGCGAUAUUCACGCAUCAUAUAUUUUAUAAGAAAAGAAAUCAAACAUUAUUUUUUGAAAGAAAUGUAACAAUGUUUCUGAAUGUAUAACUGAAGACGAAGAAUAG
Molecule: messenger RNA, 1448 nt
Organism: Stegodyphus dumicola
Lineage: Eukaryota; Metazoa; Arthropoda; Arachnida; Araneae; Eresidae
Product: pancreatic triacylglycerol lipase-like
Biological process (GO): lipid catabolic process
Molecular function (GO): lipase activity
Source: RefSeq, a predicted model, not a curated record